Microthlaspi erraticum is the source of this 318-nucleotide messenger RNA. Lineage: Eukaryota; Viridiplantae; Streptophyta; Magnoliopsida; Brassicales; Brassicaceae. The record is from the annotation of a GenBank genome assembly.
AUGUUGGUUCAGCCCACGAAUAUCUAUAGUUCGGCCCAUACUCUUUAUCACGUCGUUCUCGGCUCGUCUUCACGUGGAGUGCAGCCUUCCAUCAAGCAAUAUGUUCUUGUCACGAAACCCAUCAGAAUGCACGCAGCUCAACGCAAGUUAGCUCAUCUUGACGCAAUCCUUAAUAGCUCGCCGAACUGUGGCUCGUCAAGGUUCUCCUUGCCGCAGAUGUCACUCUUGCCUCGUAAUUUGCACGACGAACUGCAGCUCAUCGAAGCUCACUGUUCCGCACUUGCAGCUCUCCAUGGUUCGCGUAUGUUGAGCUCGUAA